This is a messenger RNA of Polyodon spathula (Mississippi paddlefish), 2964 nucleotides long. RefSeq names its product myb-related transcription factor, partner of profilin-like. Gene Ontology annotation, cellular component: nucleus. The record is from RefSeq and is a predicted model, not a curated record. The transcript has 2 exons. The coding region runs from base 59 to 1162 and encodes 367 amino acids. NCBI's taxonomy places the organism in Eukaryota, Metazoa, Chordata, Actinopteri, Acipenseriformes, Polyodontidae.
GGAAGUGUGGGGAAGUUUAGGAGAGAGGUUUUGCAGGCAUUGUCUUUCUGAACCCAAAAUGAAGUCAGAAGUGUCAGAAUCAGACGAGUCUUCACAGGUUAAAACUAGGCAGAGAAGCCUGAAACUUAAAGGUGCAGAAGUGGCGCUCCUAGUGGACGAGGUGGUUGCCCACUAUUAUGUCUUGUUUGGGAGCUGCUCCAAUAAAACAACCACAGCAAGAAAGCAGGAAAUAUGGAGGGAAAUCCAACAAAAAAUAAAUGCCUUGGGGGUGACACAGCGUUCCAUUAAAAUCCUAAAGAAAAGGUGGACACAUACCAAAAGAAGGACCAAGGAGAAGUUGGCCAAAAAUCGAGCUGCUGCUGCCGCCUCUGGUAGGGUUCCUUCUACCCAGGAACCCCUGACACCCAUGGAGGAGAUGAUAGCCUCUAUCCUGCUACCAGAACAAGUGGAGGCACUGCCAGGGCAGAUAGACACAUGCAGAGAUCCUGAGAAAACACAGAAACCUUCAGGUUCAGCAAAUGUUUUGGAGGGCGCAUGGUCUGCAGGUCCGCAAAGUCCUAAUAGCCCAGCUGAGGAAGGUGAAAUGGACGAGCCAGAGGAAACUCCUUCCUCUGCAGGUGCACAUGAUGACCAGCCUGUUGAAAAGGAUAAAGUCUCCAUACAUGUGGAACCCACCACACCAUCUCCACAUGCUGGUACCCCACAGAGGCCCAGGGAACAAGCAGUCACACCUACAGAUUAUGAUUCUGUCAUCCUGGAGCAACAAAGGCAGAACCACAAUAUCUUGCAACACUCCCUGCAAAGGCUGAAUCAGCAUAUUAGCAAUCAAAAUAUUACUCAACACAGAAUUUGCCAGACCUUGGAAAGGUGGCAAGAAAAUAGUACUGAGCACAAUAGGCAGAUGCUGAUGAGCAUGGCAGCCAUUAACGACACAUUAAGAGGUGCUCUUGAUGUGUUCAACCGGCUAGCCUGGCAGCUAGCUGAAAGAUCCAGUGAGACUCCGAGUGAAUCUGGCAGCAGCACACCUGGGACACCACAGACAACAACCACAUCCAUGACUCCACCACAGCUUUUGAAAAGAGGGUUAUGCAUACGCGUUGGUGGCCUCUCCAAACAGACGGAUCCUUUGCCUCCUGAAGGGAAAAGAGGAAGACGACAGUAACUAAAAAGUGCAUUCUAUAUGUUGUCCAAUAUUUUUAGACAAUGUUAUUGCUGUUACAUUGCAUGGUUAUGGCUUGGACAAAGGCCGUAAGCUUUUUCUUGUUAUGUUUCUUUAUUGCAAAAAUUAACAUGUUUUAGUUAUGAUAUAUGAAAUAAUAUCACUUGACUUCAACGAAAAAAUGUAUGCUUCAAUACAUGCUUGAAGUAUCUUCUUUUGGUAUUAUGACAAUACAUAUUGAAAUACUUCCAGCUCUGUAGUGACUCUUUUUCUAAUUUCUCUUCCACGUCCAGCAUUUUCGCAUCUCAUUUUAUUAUUGUCAUGGGGUUCUAACAGUAUAGGUUUGUCUAUCGCCUGCAAAUCCAUUGUUGACUGUUAUAUUAUGCAACAAUAAUUUGACAAACUUUGUCAGGUCUGUUACUGUACCACACCCCCAGAUUUGUCCAGAUAUGUGAAGUGACUUUUUUAAAAAUCCAAAUGCCUGCUCAAUGACAGAGAGCGUGUGGACCGAUGUGCACAGUUAUAAUAAAACUCUGCUGGCACAAUUAUACAUCAUUAAGAUGCUAAAGUACAGUCUCCACUAACAUACCUAACUUGAGCUCCUACAAUGCUGUCCUCUCUGGGAAAUGUGACAGUUUUAGCAUGGACUGUAGUACCGGCUGGAAAUCUUGAAAAGAUUGGUUGUGAGAUGCCAGCAACUGCAGCUAUGGUCAUUUGAAAUGACCCAGAGGCUAAAUAAUGUAAUAACCACAAUCAUUUGACUAGGCCAGGAACAGCAUGAGAGAGAAUGGAUGCCUUCUUUAAUUUUCUCAUUUAAAGAUAGUAUUGUGUUUGUGGUCAAUCUGUAUCUUGUGAUUAUUUCUCCCUCUGACAAACCUAAAAAGGCAUGCCUUCCCAACAAUUUCUUUCAGGCUAUGAUCCUUUCUUCUUCCUCUCCGUUUAAAAUGCUGCCUUUCUCUGUUAAUAACAAGUGUCACCAUGAUGAAAAAAAAACAACACUUUUCACAAGAAGGAUCUCUGUACUGCUUUAAUUGAUCAUCUCAGAGGAUGGCUUGGCUUGUCCUGUAUUGUACUGAUGUGAAGAGGUGGAUGUUCCAAGAUUUUUUAUAGUUUUAAAAUAGAUCUGGGCAAUUUGACCAUGUUUGUAAAGUGAAUGAUUGCCAGUUGAGGUUGCUAUGAGCAAGUUGUGCUGGUGUAACAAUAUAGCAACAGGGCACAGCUAACUGGGUUUAGGGUAAUUUGCAACCAAUUAUCGAGAGCAUCCAGCUCUCAACCUGCAGGGCAUUACGUAAGCACUGACGCUAACCUAGUGUGCCAGCAGUUAGUGCCAGCUCAUUGAAGGGCCUCAUCUCUAAGCCUACACUGUGGUAGUUCAAACGAGGACAGGCCAAUGUGGACCGGCUGCAAAAACUUUGCAUCGUUCUGACGGCUCCAACUCCAGACCAGGUUUGCAUACAUUCCUUUCUCUUUUUUCUUAUUUAAUGCUCUCCUCCUAUACCUGUUUUCAUCUCCCUCUUGCACCACCACCUCCCAUACCCAUUCUACUUCCUUUCCUCUACUGCUCCUUACCAUGACUAUCUUUAAUAUCCCUGUAAUCCUCUCCUCUCAUUCCUCUCCUCUGUCUCCUCCCUGCCACUGCAAAUCUAACUCCUCUAACCUAAUCUCUGUGCCUCUCCCAGCACAUAUUUACUAUAAGUUAUAACUGCUCUUUGUCAAACUUGCUCUUACUUAUACCUUAUUGUAUUCAUCAUUUUGCUCUUAAAUUUGAUCUUAUACUUUCAUAACUGCUCUUAUCUGUAUUAUAA